AAGUGUAGUUCCGUGGUAGGCACAGCCGAGGGCAGUCGGAAGGACAGCAGCGCCUGCGCGGGGCAGGCCUAGUUCCGCAGCGAGAAUGCGCGCGCAGCGCCUUCCUCCGCGGAAGUUUCCUCAGGGCAACUCGGAAGAACACUGUUGAGAUGGAGAUUCCAGCCCAGUGAAUCUGAGGGCCAGACGGUGAUCUCUUAAAGCAUGAACACCUUCUGUCCAGACUGUGGCAAAAGUAUCCAAACAGCGUUCAAAUUCUGCCCCUACUGUGGAAAGCCUUUGUCUACAGAGGAGCCCGAAGGGUCCCAGACCCUUGUCAGACCGCUAGCGUCUUCCAUCCGAGGCUCCAGGAGACAGAAGAACGCUGGGUCUGAACUCUCUCCCAAGAAAGUGAAAUGGUCUGGCUGUGUCACUUCUUCGUCAUCCCUCUUGUCAGACUAUGACAGUUCUGGGUCCAAGGAUACCUUGAGUCCCAAAGGUAUUGAUACCUUGAAGCCCAAAGGGGCCCGGAGCAGAACUCCAACCCCCAAAAGCAGCCCACAGACAACGAGGAGAAGCCCUCAGACACUGAAGCGGAGCCGUGUGACCAUCUCGCUUGAGGCUUUGCCCACAGGGACGGUGCUGACAGACAAGAAUGGACAACACUGGAAGCUGGAAAACUUUCAGAGCAGGGAUGACCAGGGCAUUCUCUAUGAAGCUGAGCCUGUUUCCACCUGCGAGUCAAGUGCCCAGAAACAAAGAUUCUCGCUGAAACUAGAUUCCAAGGAUGGGCGCUUGUUCAAUGAGCAGAACUUCUUCCAGCGGGCUGCCAAGCCUUCGCAAGUGAACAAGUGGAAGAAGCUGUCCUCAACUCCCAUACUGGCCAUCCCCACCUGUAUCGGUUUUGGCAUUCACCAGGAUAGGUACAGAUUUUUGGUGUUCCCCAUGCUGGGGAGGAGCCUUCAGUUGGCCCUGGAUGACAACCCCAAACACGUAAUGCCCAUGCGGUCUGUGUUUCAGAUGGCCUGCCGGCUGCUGGAUGCCCUGGAGUACCUCCAUGAGAAUGAGUAUGUUCAUGGAAAUGUGACAGCUGAGAAUAUCUUUGUGAAUCCACGGGACCUGAGCCAGGUGACCCUGGCAGGCUAUGGCUUUGCCUUCCGCUAUGCCCCAGGUGGCAAACACGUGGCCUACAAGGAAGGCAGCAGGAGCCCACAUGAGGGGGACCUGGAGUUCAUUAGCAUGGACCUGCAUAGGGGAUGCGGGCCCUCCCGCCGCAGCGACCUCCAGACCUUGGGCUAUUGUUUGCUGAAGUGGCUCUAUGGGGCCCUGCCGUGGACAAAAUGCCUUCCCAACACUGAGGAUAUCAUGAAGCUGAAACAGAAGUUCCUUGACAACCCGGAGGCUCUUGUGGGACAGUGCAGUCACUGGAUGAGGCCCUCAGAGACUCUGCAGGAGUACCUGAAGGUGGUGAUGGCCCUCCAGUACGACGACAAGCCGCCCUACGCCAUGCUGAGGAAGAGUCUGGAAGUCCUGUUGCGGGACCUGCAGGUGUCUGCCUAUGACCCCAUAGACCUCCAGAUGGCGCCAUAGAACUUUCAACUCCCAGUUCGAAGUAGGAAAAAAAAGGGAAGAAAUGUGAUAAGCUUCUAGAAAGACCCCUCAAACGUGCAUUCCUGUGACUUCUUUAGGCGAUGCUACUAUCUGUCCAGAUUAGCAUCAGGGAGCCCAGCAGUUAAGCUCCAGGUAAUGUGAACGACCUCCUUUCGAGGUCGUCCCUUCCUCACAGCCAUCGUCUCCCAGCAGCCACUGGGUUAUGAACAGAGAAGACCCCCCUCAUGGACAGGGUUGAGCUGCUCCCCUCAGGGGGACCCUUCCUAGCAAUUGGAACCACUGUGCUUUGUAAUAAAUUGUUUCAUUGGA
Miniopterus natalensis is the source of this 1896-nucleotide messenger RNA. It is a transcript of the gene VRK3, whose product is annotated as VRK serine/threonine kinase 3. NCBI's taxonomy places the organism in Eukaryota, Metazoa, Chordata, Mammalia, Chiroptera, Miniopteridae. Gene Ontology annotation, molecular function: ATP binding; protein kinase activity. The record is from RefSeq and is a predicted model, not a curated record. Gene Ontology annotation, biological process: protein phosphorylation.